GCCCGUCCUGGCCCCGCCCCCGCCCGUGCGCUCUGGCAGCCUGGGGAGGCGUGUGCUCCUCCUGCAGCUAGCAAGAGAGCUAGACUGGGAUGGAUACUGUAGAAGGAAUCCAGGCUUAACAAGUGAUCGCUGCUGUCUAGGAUUUUGAGUCUUUUUUCUGGAGAACCUUGACUUCCGUUCCCAGCCCAGGUCGGCUGUUUCGAACUCCAGAGGAACCAGAAAUCUCCGGGGUCUACUGGGGCGUCCCCAAUCUCUAGCAUUGGGCUCCAGUAACGAGGACUCUGUGACACCCCCCACCCCCACCCCCCGGCCAAGGCGACAGAACUUGUUCCGUGGAUAUUUGGGAUCCUCCACCUGCCAAACCGGAGUGAUUUCUUGUACUGCGCCCCCACCUCCAAUGAUUCUGCCCCUCCUCCAGCUGUUGCAGUUUGAGGGGAGAAAACAAAUCUCCGGGGGCAUUUUUCUCUAUUUUUAUUUUUCGCACUUGCUGGGAACGGUGAAGUGCUUCUUCUGAAUGAUUCUAGCCAAAGGAUGCUGCUCACUUCCUGAUUCCUAUGGAGACCUCAGUGUUGAGACUGCCUCCGCUGGAACCUCGUCUUCCACCUUCUGUGCUUUCCAAGGUCUUUGCCUUUCUCUACAACUUGGCAUUGUCUGUGGGUCCAUGAAGCCUUUGAUGACCUUAGAGGGAGAGCCUGGGAGAUCGUCUUCAUAGAAUGAGCAGCAAUGGCUGGGCAUAUUUUAAGCUGCAUUUUAACAUGGGUCAAGCCAUCACUAGAAGGCGAGUGCUAAGACUAAAGACUUAAUUUGCAUUUUAUUUAAAUUGGAUGGCCUGGGCUUUGGACAAUUUCCACACAGGAAAAAAAAAUUACUUCGUUUCCUAGGCACAACUUCUGGCUGUCAGAUACUUGCUGCCUUUGAGUCUUGUAGCAUCAUCACCGACCACAUCCCAGACAUACUUCCAGAUUUGAGCAUCUACCCCCCAAAACGUAGGUGUUUGGGAGACUGCAUUGCUUCAUGACUUAUGUUUGAGGAGCACUAGGCUGUUGUCUAGACUAGUCAAGCUCUGGAAAGCAAUGCUGAAUCUCUGAGAAGAGGGAGCAUGAAGUGUGCUGAUUUAAAAACAGAAAAUGCAAAGUUGGACUGAAAAUAUCCCAAGUCUUCUAAGCAAUCUGCUUAAGGCUUCCAAACUUACCUUAAUUUGGUAAGAAAAUAAGCUGCCCUAUUUUUCUUUCUUCUUCUCUUACAACUGGAACCAGCCAUUUCCAAAAACCACCACCAUGGAGGUUGCCAUGGUGAGUGCCGAGAGCUCAGGGUGCAACAGUCAUAUGCCUUAUGGUUAUGCAGCCCAGGCAAGGGCACGAGAGCGGGAGAGACUUGCUCACUCCAGGGCAGCUGCGGCUGCUGCCGUUGCAGCUGCCACAGCUGCUGUCGAAGGCACUGGGGGUUCUGGUGGCGGGCCCCACCAUCACCACCAGACACGUGGGGCCUACUCCUCCCAUGAUCCUCAAGGUAGCAGAGGUAGUCGAAGGAGGAGGCGUCAGCGAAGUGAGAAGAAGAAACUCCAUCACCGGCAGAGCAGUUUUCCUCAUUGCUCAGACCUGAUGCCCAGUGGCUCCGAAGAGAAGAUACUGAGAGAGCUGAGCGAGGAAGAGGAAGAGGAGGAGGAGGAUGAGGAGGAGGAAGAGGAGGGAAGGUUUUACUAUGGUGAGGAAGACCAUGGGGAUGGGUGUUCAUACACAGACUUGCUACCACAGGAUGACGGGGGUGGUGGUGGCGGCUACAGUUCAGUCCGCUACAGUGACUGCUGUGAGCGCGUGGUGAUAAAUGUGUCCGGUCUACGCUUUGAAACGCAAAUGAAAACUUUGGCCCAGUUUCCAGAAACUCUGUUGGGGGACCCUGAGAAGAGGACUCAGUACUUCGACCCUUUGCGCAAUGAGUACUUUUUUGAUAGGAACCGACCAAGCUUUGAUGCCAUUUUAUAUUAUUACCAGUCAGGAGGCCGCCUGAAGAGACCCGUUAAUGUUCCUUUUGAUAUCUUCACCGAGGAGGUGAAGUUCUAUCAAUUAGGGGAAGAAGCCCUGCUCAAGUUCCGGGAGGAUGAGGGCUUCGUGAGAGAAGAAGAGGACAGGGCUCUGCCAGAGAACGAAUUUAAAAAACAGAUUUGGCUUCUCUUUGAAUAUCCGGAGAGCUCCAGUCCAGCCAGAGGCAUAGCUAUCGUUUCCGUCCUGGUCAUCUUAAUCUCUAUUGUCAUAUUUUGCCUGGAAACCUUGCCCGAGUUCAGGGACGAUAGGGAUCUCAUCAUGGCCCUCAGUGCAGGUGGGCACAGCAGGCUAUUGAAUGACACGUCAGCACCCCACCUGGAGAACUCGGGGCACACAAUCUUCAACGACCCUUUCUUCAUCGUGGAGACCGUGUGUAUUGUGUGGUUUUCCUUUGAGUUUGUGGUUCGAUGCUUUGCUUGUCCCAGCCAAGCACUCUUCUUCAAAAACAUCAUGAACAUCAUAGAUAUUGUCUCCAUUUUGCCUUACUUCAUCACUCUGGGCACUGAUCUGGCUCAGCAGCAAGGGGGUGGCAAUGGCCAGCAACAGCAGGCCAUGUCCUUUGCCAUCCUCAGGAUCAUCCGUCUGGUCCGAGUAUUCCGGAUUUUCAAACUCUCUAGACACUCCAAAGGCUUGCAGAUCCUGGGCCACACCCUAAGAGCCAGCAUGCGGGAACUGGGCCUUCUUAUCUUUUUCCUCUUCAUCGGGGUCAUUCUCUUUUCCAGCGCAGUAUAUUUUGCAGAGGCGGAUGAACCCACGACCCAUUUCCAAAGCAUCCCAGAUGCGUUUUGGUGGGCUGUGGUAACCAUGACAACUGUGGGCUAUGGGGACAUGAAGCCCAUCACCGUGGGGGGAAAGAUUGUGGGGUCCCUGUGUGCCAUUGCUGGUGUCUUAACCAUUGCUCUGCCUGUGCCGGUGAUUGUGUCUAACUUUAACUAUUUCUACCACAGAGAGACUGAAAACGAAGAACAGACCCAGCUGACACAAAACGCAGUCAGUUGCCCAUACCUACCGUCUAAUUUGCUCAAGAAAUUUCGGAGCUCGACUUCUUCUUCCCUGGGGGACAAGUCAGAGUAUCUAGAAAUGGAAGAAGGGGUCAAGGAAUCUUUAUGUGGAAAGGAAGAGAAAUGUCAGGGGAAGGGGGAUGACAGCGAGACAGAUAAAAACAACUGUUCUAAUGCGAAGGCUGUGGAGACCGAUGUGUGAGUCGCUCUUUCCACCUGCCACUGCUCCCCCAUCUCCAGAUAUAUUCAUACAUAGAAAGUGCAGCGUUGAAAACAAAAUAUGCAAAUGAUUGCGCUGCAUACAGUAGUCCGCUGUUUAAUGGUAAUACAUGGCAUAAUCGUGACUAAACUUGUAUUGCAAAUCAAAUAAAUGAUACAUCUUGGAGAAGAGGGAGGCAUAAAUAGAGCAGAUCUAUCUUUAUAUUUUUAAUAGAAUGCAAGAAUUUUGCACAUAAUGGGAAAAAUGUUAAUAAUGAAGAUGGUCGUGAAGGGAGAGAGAGAGAGAGAGAGAGAGAGAGAGAGAGAGAGAGAGAGAGAGAGAGAGUGAGAG
Molecule: messenger RNA, 3593 nt
Organism: Acomys russatus (golden spiny mouse)
Lineage: Eukaryota; Metazoa; Chordata; Mammalia; Rodentia; Muridae
Gene: Kcna4
Product: potassium voltage-gated channel subfamily A member 4
Exons: 2
Coding region: 1278-3245 (655 amino acids)
Biological process (GO): potassium ion transmembrane transport; protein homooligomerization
Cellular component (GO): membrane; voltage-gated potassium channel complex
Molecular function (GO): delayed rectifier potassium channel activity; protein binding; potassium ion binding
Source: RefSeq, a predicted model, not a curated record